AUGUCGCACGCCACAUCGGCUCAAUGUGAGACUUGCUCAGCAUAUUCAACAAACUCACGUGAACCUUAUCGUACAAUAACAUUAACAUUAUUACGUAUAUAUCCAAUAUUAUUUAUAUUUAUUGGUACUACUGGUAAUAUGCUUUCUGUAUAUGUUGUACUAAGCUCAAAGCUUCGACGCCAUUCAACAUUUAUCUAUUUAGCUUUUCUUUCUAUUGUUGAUCUUAUAGUUUUAUAUACAUUUUGCAUUAAUUUUAUAUUUCAUGCUUGGCUUAAUAUUGAUUUACAACAAGUAUCAUUGAUAGCAUGUAAAAUCUAUUCGUUUUCGAUUUAUUUCUUUCCUCAAACAAGCGCAUGGAUACUAACGGCCGUAUCCAUCGAUCGUGUAUUCGCUUUAACUCGUGGUAUAAGAAAAACACGUAAAAUACGUUUAACCUAUUUCAUAUUAGGAAUAAUAUUUCUCACACUUUUUCUUCUCAAUGUACAAUUUUUAUUUUACAAUAAUACUUAUAAAUUUUCACAAGACGCACACAAUUUAUCGACCACAAAUGUUAUCUAUAGAAUUGUUGACACCGAUAUAGACAUUAAUGUUGUUCAAUGCUCAUCAGAAAAUAAUGAUCAAUAUAGACAAUUCUAUGAAUACAUAUGGGUUUAUGUUGACGCUAUAGUAAACGUUUAUUUACCGUUUACAUUAAUGUUUUUAUGUUCGACGCUUAUAUUUCUCAAUGUUUUACGAACUAUGAGCAAUGCACAUAAUUCAAACAAGCGUUUAGUUGCGAGAAGUUUAAGUAAAAUGCUUCUAUCAAUUAAUACAAUGUUUGUUGUCUUAACUGGUCCUAUUGUUCUAUAUUUAAUGUUUGAAAAACGAACAUUUACUUCGGAAACUUAUCGAUGUAACGCGAAACUUAGAGCUAAACUUAAAAUGAUUAAAUUAAUUCUAAUUAUUCUAAUGAAUGCGAAUCAUACUGGCAAUAUUCUUGUUUAUUGUUUAACUGGCACAGAAUUUCGCACACAAUUCUUGCGUGUUAUUGGUAAAACUAGUAAAUUAAAAUUACCAAGAUCUUCAAAUCAACUAACAGGAAUUUUACGGAAAGAUAGCAUCUCUCAAACAUCAAGCCGAAAACAAAUAUUUUCUACUAUAACGCCAAGAACAAUUCAAAUGGAUGAAAAUAUGAAUAGUAAUCAAUUAUUUCAGAAAUUUCUAAGACUAGGCGACAAAAAGAAUCGCCUAUUCAAAACUAAACAACAAACACGAUCAACAACCGCUGCAUCUGUUUAA
Molecule: messenger RNA, 1278 nt
Organism: Rotaria socialis
Lineage: Eukaryota; Metazoa; Rotifera; Eurotatoria; Philodinida; Philodinidae
Source: the annotation of a GenBank genome assembly